Messenger RNA from Vitrella brassicaformis, 3458 nucleotides. NCBI's taxonomy places the organism in Eukaryota, Vitrellaceae. The record is from the annotation of a GenBank genome assembly.
AUGGCCGCCGCUUAUCUGAAUGACCUCCACGUCAUCGGCCUCAAACUCUUCGCUGCCACCAAAAGAAAAGCCAUCCAGGUUGCGUAUCCUUCACCCCCUUGUAGCCAACAGGCGCAUCACAUCCGUCGACAAAGUGACGGCAGCUGCGCACGUCAGCAUCCAAGGCAUUGUCGUGUACUCCACAACCGACAAAUAGACCACCAGCCAAGCCGAUCUUCAGUAUCAGCGCCGCGUCCCGCCCGGCCAGACGGACGGACUGGCACCCUUCAUAAAUUGUCGUUGGAUUGUCGAAAUGGCCGCUAAGAGAGAAAUGCUGUACAUAACAUCCAAAUCGGCUGGAUUGCGUGGGGCCGUCUGGCAGCCGGACGCCGUCAUUGAUGUACGCGCCGAACACAAAGCGGUCCUUGCGGAUAACAAUGGCAAGGCCGCUCGCACCGCCCACACAGCGGAGCAAAUCUCCAAAACGGCCACCAUCACGAGAGGCCCUGGAAAGGAGAACAGUGGCAAUGACGCGAUCACCCAAGAGAUAGAGAGGUAAGAUGGAGUCUACCUGUAUAGAAGCUUCCGACUGCCUGAUUCCGGCACCCUGAGGCAGCAGGUGAGUGCCGCAGACUCCAACGCACACAGCUUGCUGCCCUCGAUCGUCUGAAGGGAGGGAAGGCACGCACAGCGCACACAACAAGUAACGGUACCACGCGACAUUUUAUUUUGUCCCUUGUCUGACCUGCGGUGGCGGGAAUGAAAUGCCAUCAACACCAAUGAUCUCCAACUCGUCAGCCAGAAUGCUAUCCGAACGGCGCGCCUGGAUAAUCUGACGGCAGCUACGGAUGCUUGCACAGCGAUCGUGCUCACUCCAGCCCAAACAAAGGCCAUCUCUCCAGCCGACCAUCAGCUUUGCCGCCCCAUCCACUCCCUCCUUCACUGCCCUCUGAGGCUCCCGCCCAGCCGCAAACACAAAUUCUCGGCCUUGCUUGAUGAUUCUGAUCCUGCCCAAGUGGUUGGCGAAAGAAAAGCGCCACACAUCGCACGUGUACAGGUUGGCUUGGCUUGGGUCUCGAUGCAGCUUGAUGCCGUCUUUGAUGUAGAUGCCAAAGCAAUGGUGACCGUUGCGGAUGACGAUCACGAGGGGGCUAGCAUUGCCGACACAGCGGAGCACGUCGACAUAGUCUUCACCAUUGGCAGAGGCCCUAAUGACAAGACCAUAAAGCGACAAAAACGUCCAAUUCGGUGCCUCUGACUUGGGUCGCUCUGUCUUGUGUACCUGUACAACAGUGUGAAACUGCAUUGGUCGAAGAUGGAUGGCACGAAUAGAGAGUAGAGGCCCUUGCACUCUGCCGGACUCAUGCUGCUGCCAACGAUGACCUGCACGCAGACAGACGCGGGUCUUGGAGACUGUUGUGCAUUCUUAAUUCUGAUGUGGACGCAAUCAUGCCAUGUGCAGACUCUCACUUGAGGGUCGGGCGAUCGGUCGUCUCCGCUCGUCGCGCUGUGAGUUGAGACGGCCGUGACAUGAGUACUUGCAUCGUCAGACACACUGAGCAUGUCACCACCAUCAUUCUCCUGAUGACACAUCAUAGAGAAUGGGAUGCGUCCUAAAGCAGUCGAUAGGCCUCCUUGUAUCUGUUUGACCUCUGGGAUGUCACUGAGGCGACCGUCAGCAGUCGGUGUGACUGCCGACUUGACCGAAUUACCAGACCACAACUGCACACACACACUCAGAAUGCCUCCCCGUCUGUGUGGGUAUUCAUUUGAUUGCGUUUCACUGACCUCAGAUGGCAAGCCCUCUCGGCAGCUGCGUGUGUCGCUCCUACGAAUCUUGUUCGGCGGCCUCUCGUUGGUCAGGCGGCUCUCUGACGGCGCCUUCUGAAUGGCAACACAGACAGCUCAAACAAGCCGCUACAGGUGAGCCCUCUUGGUUUACUUACGCCCAUGGUGUCGUGCUCUGAUGGCUGCGACUGUUGGUCGAGUGGCCGAUCGCUGGCAGCAGCAGCAUCGUCGUCUGGUGGCCAGAUGGUGGUCUGCAGUCAACCGAAGAGCAAGUUCCCUCAGUGGUCAUCUCGUCACUUCUGUUGCGUCUGAGUACCUGGCGGCUGAGAUCGUUGUUGCGUCCAAUGAAUCCGUCUGCUUCUCGCAACGCAGCUGACUCGUCAACCACUUGACUCUGCAGGCAGCAGGGGAAAAGACACAUGGAAGAACUACGCGAAUUGUCGUACGUCACGUGUUGUUUCGUUUCCUACCUGCUGGUCGCUGACGCUGUCGCCUUUUCGUGGCGGUACUGGGGGAGACUCGGUGUUACCGUCAGUGCUUGCCGCAGCGACAGGUGGCUCCGAAGACGGCAAAGGACCCUGAGAGGGUAAACAUGAAUCGUCGAAAGGCGAAUCUCUCACUGCGGGCGCUCUGUCUGUCUACCUGCAUAUCAUUGGUAGUGUCAGCAAGGGAUGAUGCAGGUGAGGCAGACGGCCCGGGAGGAUUCUGAAGAGAGAGGGGCACGCAGACAAUGAGGGAUCGAUGAACCCUGGACCUGUGGGACUGACUCGCCGUCUUCCCACCUGCUGGCAUCGCUUCCUGAAGGCUUUGACCCAUGACUUGGUCCCCUUGAAGCCAAUGAUGUCCAGCCGACUGGCGAUCUCCAUCGCCAUGGCACGGAUGUCCUCUGUAGGGACACUUGUUGGGUUGUCAUGGGUGGCCAUCCACUGCCGCAUCUCGUUCUCGAUCUGCUGGUACUUGGGCGGUGUAUGGCGUUUCUUGGUCGGGUCGAUGAAUGGCAUGCCGCCCUCCCUCUGCUUCUCUUCCUGCCGCUUGGCGCCUCUGAGCCAGUUUGCGAAAAGGUAGGGCGGCAAGCGCUUCUCUCUUGCGAAGUCGUCUGCUGUGAUCUUCUCUCCGCUCUGCUUGCGCUGGUUGAAUUGUUCCACCAAGCGCAGCCGCUCUUCGAUAGAGACCUCCUCUUUCCUCCGACGCAUCACCUGCAGACACACAAGUGUAAGGCUUAGCCUGUUGGUUCUCAGAGCAACUGGUGUGUCGAAUUGCCAGGGUUAUCUGUGAGGAUCGUUGACUCGUUGGUCGUGUAGACGACGGGGUUGGAGGGAGGGACCCUGCACGCCUUGCUGCACCCUGUUUGUUCGUUUGCAUCUCUUUCUGCAAACGAAAAUUGCCCAGUUUGACAUUGCCAAAUGCCGUGUGGGAAGCCUGCUGCCUUAGAGCACCUGAACGAUGGCGAUCAAGUGGUCAAUCACACGAGAGCUGUCAUCGCCGCGUUGGGGACUCCGAGGCGCGGACGCAGCUUCAGGAUGCGAGCUUGACAUUGAAUCAGAGGGGAUUGAACUCAAUCGAAAGAGCAGAUAGCGAUGCUGUAGCGGCCGCUGGCACAAGACGCUUCCACGAAUCGCCCUUUCCAGCGUUUUCCGGGCCAGCUUUUCAUUGGUGUUGCGGUGGCGGGACCUCGAAUUACGGCCGCGACU